Molecule: messenger RNA, 375 nt
Organism: Geodia barretti
Lineage: Eukaryota; Metazoa; Porifera; Demospongiae; Tetractinellida; Geodiidae
Source: the annotation of a GenBank genome assembly
AUGCGCGUAGUACGAAUAGCCAAUGUGGAGCACGUGCCGCUGGGACCCGCCGAGCCGGUACCCGGCUGGACCGGAGGCGAGGUGCACCGCACCCGUCAGCCGAUCAUUCCCGAGGGGGAGAGUGACUUUUUCAAUGCCAGCGUCGUGAACUUUCAGACGGGAGCCCAGACGGGUUGGCAUCGCCACAGCAGCGACCAGAUACUGGUGAUCACGGUGGGCAACGGCAUCGUGGCCAACGAGACCGAGGAGCAUCACGUGGGCGUCGGCGACGUGGUCCAGGUGAAGGCCGGCGAGAACCACUGGCACGGCGCGUCGGCGAACGGUUACAUGGGGCACAUCACCAUCACCGCUAGUGACAGCACGGCCAGCCGGUAA